AUGUCCGGCCUCAGCUCACCUAAGCCCUUGCGCGUCGGGAUCUUAGGCGCUGGGCGGAUUGCCAAAGUUCAUGUUCAGAGUCUUCAACGCAUCGGCGCUGACAUCGUGAUUAUUGCUGACCCUAUAGGUAACGUUGCAGAAACUGUGGCAGCAAACUUUCGCAUCGCAUCCUGGACCAAAAACGUUUCUGAAGUCUUUCAAGCCGACAUUGAUGCCGUUGUCAUCUGUUCUCCGACUGCUUUGCACGCCGAACAGAUUAUCGAGGCGGCACAUUACAAAAAGCACAUAUUUUGCGAGAAACCAUUAGACUUGAACCUUGAGGUAGUCGACAAGGCCAUUAAGGCGGUCAGCGACGCUGGCGUGAAGCUUGUGAUCGGAUUCAACCGUCGCUAUGAUUCUAACUUUCUUCGUAUCAAGAAAGCCAUAAAUUGCGAAGAAAUCGGCAAAGUGAACAUGCUCCGCAUUACCAGCCGCGACCCCGAACUCCCACCGAUCGAGUACAUUAAGGGAUCGGGUGGCAUUUUCUGUGAUAUGACAAUCCAUGACUUCGACAUGGCGCGUUUUUUGAUCGGUGGUGAGGUGGAUGAAGUUUUUGCUAUGGGCCACAGCAAUAACCCUGAAGUUGCAGCUGUGGGCGACAUUGAUACGGCUGUGAUUUUACUUAAGUUCUGCAAUGGCGUCAUCUGUAACAUCGAAAAUAGCCGUGAGGCGGUAUUUGGCUAUGACCAGCGCGUUGAGGCGCUUGGAUCGAAGGGUUCAGUGUUAUGUGACAAUAAUUACGAAAAUCAGGUGGUGUUGUCGACGAAAGAAAACGUGCAUCGUGACUUGCCUCAACGCUUCAUCGUCGAGCGUUACAUGGAUGCUUAUGUUGCUGAGAUGGAGGCAUUUGCUCGAGUUUGCACUACAGACGCACCAUCUCCUGUCGGGGGCGAAGCUGCUCGCGAUGCUCUAUUAUUGGCUCUCGCCGCGAGCAAGUCCCUCGCGGAGAAUCGCCCAGUCAAGGUCGACGAGAUACGCAAAUCUACUUAA
Plasmopara halstedii is the source of this 1029-nucleotide messenger RNA. Its product is annotated as myo-inositol 2-dehydrogenase. Gene Ontology annotation, cellular component: cytoplasm. Gene Ontology annotation, biological process: NADPH regeneration. The transcript is spliced from 3 exons. Bases 1 to 1029 code for a protein of 342 amino acids. The record is from RefSeq and is a predicted model, not a curated record. Gene Ontology annotation, molecular function: oxidoreductase activity; nucleotide binding. NCBI's taxonomy places the organism in Eukaryota, Oomycota, Peronosporomycetes, Peronosporales, Peronosporaceae.